GGGCCAGCGAAAGAAGGGUGGGCUGACCGGGCGCGCUGCUUCAUCGAAGGUCCUUAGGAGUAUUUUGUAGGAAAGUAAAAGACUCUCCUUUCUAGCCGCCUCAAUUCCUCCCAAGCCUUUUGCUUUUGCCAUUUCGGUGGCGCGAGAGAACAGAGCGAGACCCAGCGCCCACCACGGAUGCCCAUUAUGAUGUCGCACGAGCCGGCCGCUCCGUCGGUCUGCUAUUAUGAAGCCCCGGAUCUGUCCGACUUGUAGGACUGUUUCUCUCCCGUCCUGUUCUAUCCGCACCCCACCCAAAAGAAGCCGAUCCGCUCAGGAGGAACUGGCGUGGGAUAAAAACCACGCUGGGAAAGCAACGUGACGUGUCGACUUGCAGAAAGCGCUGUGUUACUCAAUUCUGUUGCAUUAACUGUGACUGUGAUUUUAUGUGGUUUCUGGGAAAAUGUGCUCGUUCUGGGUAAACGUGCAUCGCAACGAAACGUAUACCGAGACCGUGUAUUUCCAGAAACCGGUUCCUUAUUUGCAUAAUAUGUGUAGUGCUUGGUGCAACUUUCAGUUUCCAUUCUUUCCCCACUCAGAGUCUGAGGAAAUAGAAUGGCUACUAACGAUGCUCUGAAGAAAAAGGCAGAAGACAAGCAAUGUGCAGAAGAUGCCAGAGUUUGUGUCCCUAAUCCACACCUUAAGAAAAUGAAAGAUGACAUUUUAUAUCAUUUUGCCCUUGGGACUGCUACUCAUGAUUUUCCUGCCUUAUUUGGAGAUAUUAAGUUUGUAUGUGUUGGAGGAAGUCCUUCACGGAUGAAAACUUUUAUUACCUACAUUGCUGAACUGCUGGAUAUUGGUAACCCGGGUAAUGACUAUCCCAAUAUAUGUGCUGGAACAGAUCGGUAUGCAAUGUACAAAGCGGGACCUGUACUGUCAGUCAGUCAUGGAAUGGGAAUCCCUUCAAUUGCUAUCAUGUUGCAUGAACUCAUCAAGCUGCUGUAUCAUGCCAAAUGCUGCAAUGUAACCAUUAUUCGUGUUGGCACAUCUGGUGGAAUAGGUUUGACACCAGGCUCUGUGGUGAUCACAAAGCAAGCUGUAGAUGCUACCUUCAAGCCGCAGUUUGAACAGAUUAUUUUGGGGAAGUCUGUCAUUCGCAGUACAUACUUAGAUGAAAAAUUAAAUGAAGACCUUAUGGAGUGUGCCAAGGAACUUGAUCAAUUCAAUACAGUUAUUGGAAACACAUUGUGCACUCUGGAUUUCUAUGAAGGUCAAGCUCGCCUUGAUGGUGCCAUCUGCACAUAUACUGAAGAAGAGAAACUGCAAUAUUUGAAGGAAGCUCACAAGGCUGGAGUAAGAAAUAUUGAGAUGGAAUCUUCUGUUUUUGCAGCUAUGUGCAAUCUUAGUGGCCUCAAAGGUGCUGUAGUAUGUGUAACAUUGCUGAACCGACUUGAAGGUGAUCAGAUCUCUACACCUCAUGAUGUUUUGAAGGAGUAUCAGACAAGACCACAGAAGCUGGUGGGACAGCUGAUUAAAAACCAUCUUGGAAAAAAGUGACUUUCUGUACUAUAUAUUUCUAGAAACGGUUCCUUUUACUUGAAUUCUUGUUAAAAAUGUUUCCCCAGUAGCAUAACUUAGAAUCUUAUGUACACUUCUCCUUUAAAAAGAAUUGACUAUUUUUGAGUAUAUGUACCAGUAUAUACGUAUGUACUCAUGCAUGGAUGUAUGCAUGUACAUACACAUCUACAUACCCCAAUUAAUAGCACUUUAUUAUAUUUGUGUAUGUGUAUAUAUAUACAUAUAUAUAUGUAUGCGUACAUAUAUACAGAUACAUUCAGUACACACACAUAUACACACACAAACUUGUUUGUGUGUGUACACAAACAUACAUACACUGCUGUUAAGUUCAUUAAGUAUAUUAGAAAAUGUUUUAAUUAACACUUAUUAUUUUCCAAGAUAAAAUCUAUUAUUAAGAGCCAAGGUGGCACAGUGGUUAGAAUGCAGCACGGCAAGAUACUUCUGCUGACUGCCGGCUGCCAGUUCAAGGUUGACUCAGCCUCCCAUUCUUCUGAGGUCAGUAAAAUGGGGACCCAGAUUGUUGGGGACAAUAUGCUGACACUGUAAACUGCUUAUAGAGGGUUGUAAAGCACUGUGAAGCAGUAUAUAAGUCUAAGUACUAUUGCCAUUAAAACAAAAUUCUAGUGCAGUGAUGGCUAAUCUUUUUUUCCUCGGGUGCCAAAAGUGCAUGUGCCCAAACCCAUAAUGCAAUGCGGACACCCCCCCCCCUCCGGAGCCCCGUUUUGGGCCUUGAAGCCUCCGGAGGCCAGAAACAGCCCAUUUCUGGACUUCUGGUAGGCCCAUUUUUUGCCCUUCCCAGGCUCCGGAGGCUUUCCUGGAGCCUCUGGGAGGACAAAAAACAGCCUCCCCCGUAGCCCUCUGGAGGCCGGAAAUUGCCUGUUUCCAGACUUCUGGUAGGCCUGUUUUUCACCCUCCCAGAGCCUCUGCACAAGCCCCGAACUUAUUUGGCAUCCAAAACAGGCCGCGUGGAGACUCCUGGGAGGGGAGGGGUGACAUGGGCAUGCGCGCACAUCUUCCACAUGCACGGCAGACACAAAAAUCAGCUGGCCAGCAAGAGGCAUGUGUUCAUGUGCGACGGAGCUGACUGAGUGAUGGUUCGCGUGCCGGCAGAGAUGGCUCCAUGUGCUACCUGUGGCACGUGUGCCAUAGGUUCGCCAUCACUAUUCUAGUGCUACUUAAAAUGUGUGCCCAAAAUAUUAGGUAAAUUAAGCUUGGAAGCUGACAAGAUUUAUUAAAUCCAUGGCAGUCCAUUAAUUUUUUUAAUGACUUACAGUCUUAAGACUGUAAACUUUUUCACACUUACAGUGGGACAAAAAAGUAUUUAGUCAGCCAAUUGCCCAAGUU
Pantherophis guttatus is the source of this 2901-nucleotide messenger RNA. NCBI's taxonomy places the organism in Eukaryota, Metazoa, Chordata, Lepidosauria, Squamata, Colubridae. The record is from RefSeq and is a predicted model, not a curated record.